Messenger RNA from Apiotrichum porosum, 807 nucleotides. RefSeq lists its product as uncharacterized. Gene Ontology annotation, biological process: protein targeting to membrane; peptidyl-L-cysteine S-palmitoylation. Gene Ontology annotation, cellular component: endoplasmic reticulum palmitoyltransferase complex; extrinsic component of endoplasmic reticulum membrane. The record is from RefSeq and is a predicted model, not a curated record. NCBI's taxonomy places the organism in Eukaryota, Fungi, Basidiomycota, Tremellomycetes, Trichosporonales, Trichosporonaceae. The transcript is spliced from 4 exons. The coding region runs from base 1 to 807 and encodes 268 amino acids.
AUGACCUCCCCUCCUUCAUCGCAUCCAUUCCUGCGUCCCGCCGUCGCCGUCGCUUCAGCAGCGUCCGGCUCACUCGACGGCCAGCAACGCAGGGCAUCGUACGGCUUCACUGGCGCCUACCAGUCAAUGCUCACGCCCGUGACCGGCAGUGAAGACACCUCCUUCGCCAGACCCACGUCUCCAGCAUCGGCCGCAGCAACAUCAUCACGCGGACCAUCUCCCCGCCCCCCUUCCACCACCCGCACGCCCUUUGACACCACCAUGAACGGCAGCGCCGAGCCGUUUGCAGACCCCUCCGAAUCGCCUCGCAAGCUGUCGCGGUGGGAGGAAAAGGUCCAGGGUGACUUGGCAGGCUGGCGUGGGGGCGAAGGCGUGCCCCAGGCGGGCGUUCCCAACGAGACAUACUAUGGCCAGCCUCCCACCGGUGUCGUCGGCCGUGAUCUCCCAAAGGAGAUUGUUCGCAUCGAGCGCGACUGGUCGCUGGGAGACAUUUGCCAGUUCGCGACCGCCUUUCCUCUCGAACUCGAGUCCCGUCUGUCCCCCGCCAGCUUCCAGCUGUUCGUCGAGGCCAUCAACGACCCAUUGCGAGAGGCAUACUCGACCAGUGGUGCGGUGAUUGACAACAUCAUCGCCAUCGUCACGUGGUGGACAAGCCUUAUUUGGCGUACGAGCCACUUUGAGAAGGAGCUGCAGCGCGCCGAAGAGGUCAUCCGCAUGGCAAACGAGACAACGUUCAACCGCGUGGGUCUCAACAUUCUGUCGCCUCGUGAAGUCGCAUUGCAAUACCUGGAGAUUGAGUACUACUGA